This is a messenger RNA of Myotis daubentonii (Daubenton's bat), 6254 nucleotides long. RefSeq names its product developing brain homeobox 2 (gene DBX2). NCBI's taxonomy places the organism in Eukaryota, Metazoa, Chordata, Mammalia, Chiroptera, Vespertilionidae. Gene Ontology annotation, molecular function: DNA binding; DNA-binding transcription factor activity, RNA polymerase II-specific. Gene Ontology annotation, biological process: regulation of transcription by RNA polymerase II. The record is from RefSeq and is a predicted model, not a curated record.
AUGCUCCCCAGCGCCCUGGCGGCGCACGCCGGCGCGUACUGGGACGUGGUGGCCUCCUCCGCGCUCUUCAACUUCCCCGCAGCGCCCGGCUUUGGCAACCUGGGCAAGAGUUUCCUGAUUGAGAACUUGCUGCGGGCUGGGGGCGCCCCGCCGCCGGGGCUGCAGCCGCCCCCGCCCCACGGCCCGGCGGCCGCUCUAGCCACGGCCACGGCCACGGCCGGCGCGCAGGUCCGGCCCCUGCCCGCCAGCCCCGUGCCCCUGAAGCUGUGCCCGGCCGCCGAGCCGGUCAGCCCCGGCGGGGCGCCCUACGGCACGCGGUGGGCUUUCCAAGUGCUCAGCCCCUCGGCGGACGGCGCCAGGCUGCCGGGCCGGGCCCCGGGGGACAGAGACGGCACCUUCCACCCUUCGGCCCCAGCGCCUUCCAAGCCUUUUUUCCUGACUGCCCCGCCAUUCUACUCAGCCUGCUGCGGUGGGUCCUGUCGGCGCCCCGCAUCCCCCACUGUUUUUCCAAAUGAGGAGAGUGUGCUGCCUCUCCUGGCACAGGACUCUAACUCCAAAGCUCGGAGGGGCAUUUUAAGAAGAGCCGUCUUUUCUGAGGACCAGAGAAAGGCGCUGGAGAAAAUGUUUCAGAAGCAGAAAUAUAUCAGCAAAAUAGACCGGAAGAAACUUGCCAUCAACUUGGGACUAAAGGAAUCACAGGUGAAAAUUUGGUUUCAGAACAGAAGGAUGAAGUGGCGGAAUUCCAAAGAAAAGGAAGUGCUUUCCAACAGGUGUGCCCAAGAAGUAGGCCUUCAGGAGGACCCCCUCUCGCGCUCCGCUCUGGGCUUCCCUUCUCCGUGUCCUUCCCUCUGGGACAGCUCCCAACAGCACUCGAGUCCCAGGUGGAGGGAGAAUUUCCCAGAACCUCCAGAAAGACUAAUCCAGGAGAGUUCGGGGGCACAGCCCCCAGAAGCCAAUUCGCUGCGAGGUGCCUUAUAUUUGUGUCCUGAAGAAGAAGCUGGAGACAAGGGCAUACUUACCGUCUGAAUGGAAGCAUUCCUCCACGUUAAUUUAAAAGAACACUUAACUCAUAAUGUUUGGACUCUAAAGCCAACUAGCUUGUGCCUCAUCAGUGCCUAAAACCUAACACCGUUGGAGUGAUGCAGGAACUAACGCUUUAGGAAACUUUUUCCAGUGUUCUGUUAUUUGGGUCUUAAGACUCAGACUUAAUUUGUAAGUGGAAUAGAAUCUCCCAGAAAGUAUGAUGGAAGUGAAAAAUGAGAGUGGUAGUUGGCUCAGUCUAAAUAUGUGUAUAUAUAUGAUGUGUCUCUAUGUGUAUAUGUAUAUAAAUAGUCAUUAAAAUACAUUAGUAGAAACACCAGUUCCUCUUUAAAUACUGCAUUGAGCAAAUUCAUCUCCUUUUACAUGAAGAAAAACCAACCAUUGACCAAAUGUUAUUAAUUUUUAAACAAUACUAUAAAAGUUGGAUUUUAGUCCAAAUUUGUAUAUCAUCAGAACAUGUUUUUAAAAUUUUUCUAUUUUCUGAUUUCAUUCAGGAACCAGCUAUAAAUGAGUUUUAACAACUCAGCAUUCCCAAUCAAAUGAACCACUGCUGGAUACAUACAUUGAAAGUGUAUGUUUAAAAUUAAUCCAACAAGCAAACUAGAAGAAUUUCUGAAUAUACCUAUUAGUAUUCUUAAUUUCCAAGUCUCUGGAUUUUAUCAAGCCAUCAGUGAGGGAGGUACCCAUUUAACCAGUGAUUAUCUUUUGAGCUCUUUUCUCUAAGGAUUGGCCUUAAUCAGGGUUUGCAAAGUAAAAUGCCUCUAAGGGCCUGUCAGAUUAAAAAAAAAGGGGGGGGGCAUGACCCACCUAAAGAUAUUUGAGUUUUUUAAAACAGUGUGUUGGCCAAACAAACCAUCUGUGCCAAGCUAUUUGUGACCUCCAGCCAAGACUUCAAGAAGUGUCACAGUUUUUUAAAUGUUCCAAUUGGACUUCAGAACACAAUAUUGAAGGAAUCUAUAGUGAUUUCUCUUUGCACUUCUAUGUAUAGACUUGAUUUUUCCACCUAGGUGGUAUACACUAUAUAUAUUAGGUUAUUUUUAUGUAUUAACAAACACCAUACAGAUGUUUUAUGUUUCUGAAGUACCCUGAAAUAGUAUUAUUAUAAAAUUGCCUUUCUGGUAACGAUUUGCUUAGUUAAUCUAGAAUUUUUAUUCCAGGUCCAAGAAAAAAUUAUGUUUUACUCUGAAGGAAAUGAGGCAGAGAAAAGGAAAUGAUAUAGUUUGAACUAGGUUAUUAUUAAUCUGCAGACAAAAAACAGUAUUAGAAGUUCGUGAUGUGGCAUCUUUUUAGUGAGAAAGCUGCAUAAAGAGAGUGGCUUCUAAUUUGCUUAUGUUUUUAACUAUAGACUUGGAAGGUUUAGAAAAGAGUCUUUCGCUGUGCUGUACACCUGAAACUAAUAUAAUGUUGAAUACAGCUGUAAUUGAAAAAUAAAACAGUACAAGAAAAGAAAAGGUAAUAUUUCAGAAGAUAAUAGUUUUAGUCAGCAUCAGGAAAUUAUUUUCUAUGAAUGGAAUUUGAAUUGGUGUGUGCUGGCUUGUGUCUUUAUCACCAGAUCUUUUAUUUAAAAGUCAUCUCAGAAGAAGCUUCUCAGUGCCUCUUUGCGGGAAGUAGAGGCAGCGAUUUUCUGACAACAAAGUACAUUUUUAAAUUAAAAUGCUCUUCAUUUUUAAGUUAUUAGUUUCAGGUGUACAACAUAGUGAUCAGACAUUUAUAUAACUUACGAAGCAAUCACCCUGAAAAAUGAUUUAUAGUGUGGUUUCUUUUCUUUAUUUGAUGUUAACCUCAUUUACAUUUAAUGGGUCCUUUCUAUGUGCUUUGCCUUUAGGGUGGGUUAACUCAUGACAAUAACCUUAUGAGUAGGCACUGUUACUAUCAGGAUUCCUGUUAUCCAGACAGGGGCCUGAGGCAAUGUGGUUAGGGUGCUUGCCCAUGGUCAUGAGGUUAAUAAUUGAAAUUUGGACCCUGAAGUUUCAAAUCUUGAAAUCUUACCAACUACGAGGGGGUGCAUACCUCUCUGGGAUGCAUUGUAAGAUGUAACAUUUUGAGGAUUGUAGUGAAAUUUAUUUUAAAAAUUCAGAACCACAUUGUACUUUACAAGCUCUUAUUUGGGGAAUGGUUUUCCUUCAGUAUUCUCUUCUCUAUUCAUUUUAAAGCAUUGGUUCUCAACCUUCCUAAUGCCGCGACCCUUUAAUACAGUUCCUCAUGGUGUGGUGACCCCCAAUUUCAUUGUUACAAAUUGAACAUAAUUAAAGCAUAGUGAUUAAUCACAAAACAAUGUGCAAUUAUAUAUGUGUUUUCCAAUGGUCUUAGGCCACCCCUGUGAAAGGGUCAUUCGACCCCCAAAGGCGUCGCGACCCACAGGUUGAGAACCACUGCUCUAUAGAGAUUAACUCCAUAGGAGCAUAAAAUGGAAUUUUUUUUUAAACCUCUCAUUGCUAAUAAGUACUUAUCUACAGUCCAUUUCUAUUGAGAAUACUGGGAAAAUCAAGUGAGAGAAACUGUCAUGGCCAUUGAUUACCCAUGUUUUAGAAGGAGGCUAAUGGUACGUAAGUGAUCUUCCCCCAGGUUUUACCCCAUGCUCAGACUCGCAGAGGUUUCUUUUUGUAAGAUUGGCUUGAUAUUUGAAUAUACAAAUAAAUCUUCUAAUUGGUUUCCACUUUGGAAUGUGUUAGGCUUAGGAAAAGUACUCUUUGGAUUAAUAUAUUAGGAAUACCUAGGAAACACAAGCAUAUACACAUGGUACACAUACAUAUGCCCGCUAUACCUUUAACUUGGCCUUCACUUACCUGAGUUGUGGGAAAGAACUGCAGAGCUUGAUAUUCUAAUUGAACAAGGGUCUCCCUUCUCUCUUACCUUGUGCUCUGCUAGCCCUCCAUUCGCCUACAGUGUACUUACAGGUGUAUUUUCCUCUCUUAUCUACAUGCUAUCCUUUUCUCCAUGUGAUCACACAUUAGUGGAUUUGUUGCUUCCCAGACAAAUACUGCUGUAGUGAGCACCAGGACCAUAGAAGCCUGGAGGCAAAAGUAUUUAAAAUUUUUUUAAGGAAAUUGUCAAAUGGAUCUUAAGCAGAUGAGAAGGACAAAAUGGUGAGCACCAUCCUCUAGCAUCUAUCAAGGGGACUACUUUAUAAAGCUAAAUAUAAAGGGCUGGACGUCUGUGAGCAGAUACGGAAUGAACACUGGAUGUGAAGACAGAGAACACCACAAUUACUGAUGUUUAAAAGGCAAUUCUUUUCUCAGUAAUGAGGUGGUUUGAGUGGGGAACCUAGUUAUUUAGGCCAAUGAUUCUUAAACUUUAAAAAUCCAGACGCAUGAACAGGCCACACCUUCCAAUCAAUUUUGAGUAUGUGCUCAGAUUUGGACAUAUAUUUCAUACACACUCUUCAACAUCCACACCUCCCUCUCUACCCCUGAGGAUCAUUAUGCAUAUAAUUUUUUCCACUUUUAAAAUAUAAAAUCCAAACUAAAUAUGCUUGUCCAAACCAUACAUGUUCCUUCUGGCUUCCCUCAUUCCCCAUUCUGAUGCAUCCUUUUAUUUUCUUUUUAAAUUAAAUUUAUUGGGGAUAACAUUGGCUAAUAACACUAUAAAAGUUUUAGGUAUACAAUUCUAUAAUACAUCAUGUGUAUGUUGAGGCAUCCUUUUAAAAUGUACAUACUUCCCAGCGUGCUCCACCACUCAUCCCUUGAUGAGCAGUGAUUUUAUCAAGGCCUGCUAGCCUUUUUUUAAAAAUUGAUUUUAUUGAAGUGACAUUGGUUAAUAACAUAUAGGUUUCAAGUAUACAAUUCUAUAAUAUGUCAUCUGUAUCUGCUGGCCUUUUAAUGCAACAAAGCUCAUUACAUUUUGUUCAUAAGCUUUGUGUUAGAUAUUGCCUCUGCAGUCAUCUGAAAUCCACAAAUAUAUUUUUUCUUUCUGGACUUCAACACUUAUUGGGCAUUGUCCUAGGCUCUCUGUAACCAAAUGAGGGACAGCAUGGUUCUUCCACUCAAGGAAUUUAUAAUCUAGUCUCCUUGUCAAGCAACAUUUGAACUGUUCCAUGCCACGGGUAACUGGAACCAGUAAAUUUGGGGCAAAAAAUAAUCUAACAUCCUCCAAAACACCCAUUUCUUCAUUUACAGUGGUGGUGGUAGUCGUGAUAGGGUUAAGUACUCCACUAUUCAGAAAAAUACAAGCUACUUUGCAUUGCUGGAGUUCUAUGCUAUCCCUCUUCCAUUCAGCUACGUUGGUCAAAAGAGGAGUCAGGAAGAGUCUGGGGGAAGAAUUCAAUAACUUUCUUUUGUUCAUAGUGUACUCUACUGUCUAAUUCUUUCUCUCUUCUCAGCCUCAGAUCAACCUGUACUCAUGGUGGGUGGGAAGAGUGAAGUAAAGGUAAAUAACACAAGUAGGGGGAUAUAAGGAUGAUGAGUAUUCUUGAAUAUACAAGGAAAGUUUUUCAGAAUUAAUUUAUAUAUUUUAUAAACCAUUUCUGAAAUAAACAACUUUGUUUAAUACCACAAUUAACUACCUUAAGGACAUAGCAACUAGCCCCACAAAGAUGGUUGUUAGCUUCCAGGUUUAGUUGGGUUCCAUUACAUUAUUAUUUUGGUUAUAAAAGUUAUACAUGCCCAUUAUAAAGAAACACACCUGAAAAUAGCUAACAAAGAAAAAUGUAUGUGUAAUUCUGCCAUUUGGAGAUAAUCAAUUUAGCUCUAUUGUGAAAAAUUUUCACUUUUGAAUGUAUGCAUAUGUAAAUAUGUGUGUCUAAACAAAUUGUCCUGCUUUUUUAAACUUAACUUUAUACAGAGAACAUUUUCCUAUGCCAUUAAAAAUUCGUUGAAACUGUUUAUAAUCGUUGCGUAAUAUUCCAUUGUUACUCCCUCACUUCUUGAGGUGGACCAGGGAUGAGGUCAGGAAGUGGGAGGUCAUGGAAAGAAUGAUCAUGGGCUCCUGUACUAUAAAAUGUACUGAAGAAUAACAAUCCGAUGCUUAUUAUUUCUUUUAACUCAAUAAAAUCUCAGCAAACAUAAAACUAUGAAAAUUGAGGGAACUUGGGCUUAUACUCUCAGUGGCGUUGAGUAUCAAGGAGUACCAAACAUACCAAAUGGAGAGCCCCUUCCAAAAGAUCACUGUAAAGUUUAUCAAAACAGCCCAUUAAUUCAAAAUCCAAGGGAGUGGACACACUUGGAUUUCAGUACCUAGCCAGCAGCAAACAUACUAAUAUAGGGUAAUAUUCUACC